CACCCACCGCUCCAGCCAUCUUUGUGAUGGCGGAAACCCGAUCCGCCCGCCGCCGCCACCUCAGCGCCCAGGGCGGCGUUGGCGGUGGAUCGGACCGCAUCGGCGGGCUCCAUGACGACCUGCUCAUCGAGAUCCUCCGCCGACUCCGCUGCGCCGCCGCCGUCGCCCGCACCAGCGCCCUCUGCCGCCGGUGGCGGGGGAGCGGCCUGUGGAGGCACCUCCCCGAGCUCUCCUUCCGCGGCGUCGCGCCCGGCGCAAUCGAAGCCGCCCUCGCCCAGGUAGCCCUCCCUAAUCUGUCCCUCCUCGACAUCGAGAUCACCGACAGGCUCACCGCCGAGGCCGUCGCCUCGCUGCUUCGCGCCGCCGCGCGUCUGGACCCGGCGGACCUGAGCAUCGUGGUAGCCUGGGUGGUCCAAGCUGAUGAAAUGGCCCCCAUCGAGGUGCCUUCCUUUCCCCGCGCAACGUCGAUCACGCUGCGCCUUCACAAGCUCCACCUAGCACUGCCGGCGGAGUUCCCGGCGCUGGAGAGGCUCUCCAUCACAAGCGGCCACUUCGAUACCGGUGCUCUGAUCUCACGAUGCCCACACCUCCGCGUGCUAGAGUUGAUUCACUGUUGGGGAAUCGAGACCAUCACGGUCCACUCGGCGACCAUAGAGGAGCUCCUUGUGAUAAGCGCUCAGCUCCGAGGUGUUGACAUCGUGGCACCCAUGCUGAAGAAAUUCACCUUGCACAGUGAUGUGUCUGUGGAUUUCGGCAUGUCAUUGUUGGCACCCGAGGUGGAGAAUCUCUCGUGGAAGUGCUGGUCCCAUGGCCAGUUUCUCCUUCCGGGUGAAGCAUUAGCAGUAGGGAUCGACGGGAUUUGGCGCCUGGUUCGUAUGGAGUUGGGAACAGGGCGAAGCGGCUUCAUCCUCGGCUUGGACAUAGGAAGAUCGUAUUGUGUAUUACAAGAGCGGAACUUGCAAGAAAUGUUCCCGUUUCCUAAAAUUUCUAUUUUGGAGCUAUAUCUUGAUACACGCGGUCAUGUGUAUGGAGGAGUGGUGUUGAAUCUACUCAUGAUUUGGAAUGGUAUACAAAGGCUUAAGCUGGUCAUUGAUCGUGAUAUGUUGAAGGACGAAAUGUGCUCGCCAGACUGUCCUUGUGAUCAACCACAAAACUGGAGAAGUCAGAAUAUCUCCUUGAAGGGUCUUGAAGUAGUAGAAAUAAAAAACUUCAAAGGAUGUGGCCAUGAAGUUGAUUUCUUGAAGCUUCUAUUCAGAUGUGCACCCCUGACGAAAGUGACUGUGAAACUGGCCCCCAAUGUUAUACCAGAUAGCAGAGGAUGCAAGGUCAAGGAUGUCAUCAAAGUUUUCUGGGCGAAUCCAUCCACAGACUGCCAUGUUUACAAUAAACGUGGCAUUGAGGUCUGCGGAUUUCACUCAAAGAAAAAGGUUAUCUACAGAAGUGCUUCUACUAGAUGCAGCCGGAUAUAAUAUUCUCAAUCUUUUGCCUUACCAUCAGGAUUAGUGAGUUCUUUCUCUGCCGUUGUUAACCUUGGCGUAAUGUUUAGGAUUUGUGGUAACUUCGGGUAUGAAUUGCCACAUUGUUGGUCUAGCUAAAAUGCCUAAUGAAUUCAGGUUCAUAUUUGUAUCCUAGUUAUGCAACUUUUGCCUGAAUAUGCUAGGUUAGCUCCAUCUAAACCUGCAUGUUCUUCGGUUGAAUAUUAUCUAGAUGCUUACUGGUUUCAACCAAAAAAAAAAAGAAAAAAGAAUGUUGCAGAUA
This is a messenger RNA of Panicum virgatum (switchgrass), 1758 nucleotides long. RefSeq lists its product as uncharacterized. NCBI's taxonomy places the organism in Eukaryota, Viridiplantae, Streptophyta, Magnoliopsida, Poales, Poaceae. The record is from RefSeq and is a predicted model, not a curated record. The transcript has 3 exons. Gene Ontology annotation, molecular function: protein binding. Bases 27 to 1469 code for a protein of 480 amino acids.